Vigna angularis (adzuki bean) is the source of this 876-nucleotide messenger RNA. RefSeq names its product cytochrome c-type biogenesis CcmH-like mitochondrial protein. NCBI's taxonomy places the organism in Eukaryota, Viridiplantae, Streptophyta, Magnoliopsida, Fabales, Fabaceae. The coding region runs from base 116 to 415 and encodes 99 amino acids. The record is from RefSeq and is a predicted model, not a curated record. The transcript is spliced from 3 exons.
AGUAAAGUCCUAGACUCUCUGUAUUAGUUUAGUACUGUGUAAUCGAUUACAGUUGGUUGUAAUCGAUUAUCCGUCACUGAAAACAUGUGGGAGGAGACACGACUUCACGGUUGGGAUGGCGAGUGAGAAUGAUGCAGUGAAGAAGGCAAUGAUAGUUGAUGCUCGGGCUAGAAACAUUAGUCCCAAUGUGAGGUGCACGGAGUGUGGGAGUCAAUACAUUGAGGAUUCUCAAGCAGACAUUGCCAUUUUGCUCAGAAAGUUAAUUCAUGAUGAAAUUGGGGCUGGAAAGAGUGACAAGGAAAUCUACAAAAAGCUUGAGGACGAUUUUGGAGAGACUGUGCUCUAUACGCCCAAGUUUGAAAUGCAAACAGCAGCUUCGUGGUUAUCACCUGCAAAUUUUUUUCUAGAGGACUGAAAGGACUCGAGUUUGCUUUUUUCUUUAAUGUAGUUUAAAUUUUGCUGAUUCCGAAAAUAUGUUCUUUCAAAUAGGUCCUAAUUGCUGUUGCAGCUACAGGAGGAUGGGCUUACAAGAAGCAUAAACAAAAGACUAAUGUCCAUAUCAUGGUUCUGGACCUUGUUAGAGGUGUUUUAUUGACCCUAAAAGAGAAGCAGACAAUGAUUGAUAUCCUUACGCUACCUCCUUCACAGGGAGCUAGAACACCCUUCUGGUGGAGGAGAUGAUAAGGUCAAUGAUCACGUUGACCAUCUACUAUUAUGACUUGAAGAAAACCUUUGAUGUGGUACAUGUUUGUGAUAGUAAGUUUCACUUUUAUGUUAAUCCACAAAUUUUCCAGCCUGGGAUUGUAAUACCUCCUUGGAUAGAACCUAGUUUGAAUCAAUAAACAAACAUAAUUGGAAUGUGUGUAUGAAUAAAUA